CGCGGGAUCGCGCCCCGGACUGCAGAUACCGCGAAGGCGCGCAUGUGGAUGUCUCUGCCGCUCCCAGACGCAUCUCGUUGCCUUGCGCCUUGCUGUCGGUCCAGGGACGUCCUGGCUCGCAGAGCCCUGGCCCCCGGGGCCCCGACCCUCCUGCAGAGCCUGCCGCCGGACGCCCACGGCCCUGGCGCCGCGCCAGGAGAGCGCCGCGGGUGAUGCUGGACCGUGCCGCGGGCGCCCUGGAGCGGAUGGCCGCCGCCAGGUGGUCGGUGGCGCGGGACCUCGAGCACGUGCACCUCCUGUGCCGCCGCUGCUGGGCCGCGCCCGAGACGGUGGGUUCUGCCUGCCCGGCUCCGUGGUGGCCCUCAUCGCCGGCUUCCUGGACCGCGACUUCGCGGCUGCGGCCCGCCGGCCCGCGCUCGCCGCCGCCUGACCGCGGCCGGCGGCGACCCGCUUCGGCGCCGCCCGAACGAGUCUCAUCCUCAAUGCCCCCACUCGAGGCCUCUCUCGGAAGAUGGCGCC
This is a messenger RNA of Prorocentrum cordatum, 519 nucleotides long. NCBI's taxonomy places the organism in Eukaryota, Dinophyceae, Prorocentrales, Prorocentraceae. The record is from the annotation of a GenBank genome assembly.